Nematolebias whitei (Rio pearlfish) is the source of this 1366-nucleotide messenger RNA. Its product is annotated as ras-related protein Rap-2b. Gene Ontology annotation, biological process: negative regulation of cell migration; Rap protein signal transduction. Gene Ontology annotation, cellular component: plasma membrane. Bases 237 to 788 code for a protein of 183 amino acids. The transcript has 2 exons. The record is from RefSeq and is a predicted model, not a curated record. NCBI's taxonomy places the organism in Eukaryota, Metazoa, Chordata, Actinopteri, Cyprinodontiformes, Rivulidae. Gene Ontology annotation, molecular function: GTPase activity; GTP binding; GDP binding.
CAACCGACACACAGUGGCUGGCGUGAACGAAAACGGGGGACUGCUUAGACAAGAACCGGCUGGGCUGUCGACUGGCACUCAACAUGCAACAAUUUAAAUGUUGAGCGUGGCUCGGAAAAUAUCCGUGUUUACCGUCCGAACCGGCGACAGUUGACGGUGAGCGGUUUGAAAGCCAGCGGGGCGGUUAGCGGGUUCACAGCGGAGAGGAAGCGGAGUGUCGGCUGCUCUUGAGAGCCAUGAGAGAGUACAAAGUAGUGGUUCUGGGGUCCGGGGGCGUCGGGAAGUCCGCAAUAACAGUCCAGUUUGUGACGGGAUCUUUCAUAGAGAAAUACGACCCAACGAUAGAGGAUUUCUACAGGAAGGAGAUCGAGGUGGACUCGUCUCCGUCCGUGCUGGAGAUCCUGGACACGGCGGGGACCGAGCAGUUCGCCUCCAUGCGGGACCUGUACAUCAAGAACGGCCAGGGCUUCAUCCUGGUCUACAGCCUGGUGAACCAGCAGAGCUUCCAGGACAUCAAGCCGAUGCGAGACCAGAUCAUCCGGGUCAAACGGUACGAGCGGGUGCCGAUGAUUCUGGUCGGAAACAAAGUGGACCUGGAGGGGGAGAGGGAGGUGUCGUCCGGGGAGGGGAAGGCGCUGGCGGACGAGUGGAGCUGCCCGUUCAUGGAAACUUCAGCCAAAAAUAAAAGCUCUGUGGACGAACUGUUCGCAGAGAUAGUCCGACAGAUGAACUAUGCCUCCACACCAAACGGCGACGACCAGUGCUGCUCAUCCUGUGUGGUUCUUUAAAAGACAAUCAUGGAGUUGUGUCCUCUGCUCAGUUUGGAAGUUUGCAAUGCAACCGAGACCGUGGAGGGGUUUCACUCUUCAGGAAUUCUCCUGGGUUGGAGUAUCUUUUGCACGAUCAGUGUCCACCAUCGAUGUCCGCGCUGACUUCCAGACACCCCCGCCCGCCCCCCGCAGUCCUAAACCACCCCACAACGGACAAGAAACGGAGAGUGACACUCAGCGGAACUCAUAAAUGGAUGUUUCUGUAUAAGAAGAAGGCAGGGAAAUAGAAUUUAUUUUGUUAAAUAACUGCACAGACUGGAGGGUGAAGAUUUGGGGCGAUGCUCCACAACACUCCAAUAACCCCCCCCCCCCCUCCCCUCCUAAAGGUUAGAAGAUAUCACAUAUCUGAUGGUGGAGUCAAGUGAUGAGUGCCACUUUUUUUUUUUUUUCCUUCUUCACCUCCUCUGGUGUGAGAGGACCUGAAGCGAUGGGACGCUGACCUGAUCACCCCGGUGUCGAGUGCCUUUCCAAAACAAAUCAGCUCUUCAGAUUUUGUGCCAACCUACACGUGUCACCAAAACAACCCUUCAACAUGG